AUGACCCGGAGAGCGCCCCGCCUCGUCAGCACGACCCUCGCCGUGCUCGCCGCCACCGGCUGUGGCUGCGCCGCGCUGACGGUGCCGGCCGCCCGUCUGGACCCAUCCGUCGCGCACGCCCGGGUCCGCCUCGCGCAGCAGCAGAGACGCAGUGGCACAGUGGCCUGCGCUGCGGUUCCCUCGGCCGGCACGGCGGCGUCGCAGUCGCCCGCGCCGGAGGAGCCGCCGCCGCCGCAGCGGCGGCGGCAGGCCUACGGCGCCGAGCAGAUCACCGUGCUCGAGGGGCUCGAGCCGGUGCGGAAGCGGCCGGGCAUGUACAUCGGCUCGACGGGGUCGCGCGGGCUGCACCACCUGGUCUUCGAGGUGGUGGACAACUCGGUGGACGAGGCGCUCGCCGGCUGGGCGACCGAGGUCAACGUCACCAUCCACGCCUCCGGCGCCAUCUCUGUCUCCGACGACGGGCGCGGAAUCCCUUGCGAGCUGCACGCAAAGACAGGCAAGCCGGCCCUCGAGACGGUGCUGACGGUGACGGUGGAGGACGCGGUGCAGGCGGACCGUAUAUUCUCCGUGCUUAUGGGCUCCAACAUCGGGCCGCGAAAGCAGUUCAUCAACGAUCACGCCAGUCAGCUCGACUGGGACCUCCUCGACGUGUGA
Messenger RNA from Emiliania huxleyi CCMP1516, 654 nucleotides. Its product is annotated as putative DNA topoisomerase. The record is from RefSeq and is a predicted model, not a curated record. NCBI's taxonomy places the organism in Eukaryota, Haptophyta, Isochrysidales, Noelaerhabdaceae. The transcript has 2 exons. The coding region runs from base 1 to 654 and encodes 217 amino acids. Gene Ontology annotation, biological process: DNA topological change. Gene Ontology annotation, molecular function: DNA binding; ATP binding; DNA topoisomerase type II (double strand cut, ATP-hydrolyzing) activity.